Cantharellus anzutake is the source of this 1008-nucleotide messenger RNA. RefSeq lists its product as uncharacterized. Bases 385 to 801 code for a protein of 138 amino acids. The record is from RefSeq and is a predicted model, not a curated record. Lineage: Eukaryota; Fungi; Basidiomycota; Agaricomycetes; Cantharellales; Hydnaceae. The transcript is spliced from 3 exons.
CGUACCUGUUCCCAUCAUAUCAACGAGACAAUCAAUGCCCGCCGAUUUCUACUCUACUUAUAAAUCCGUCCAAGGGUGUGCAAAGAGAGGCUGGUCACCUGCCUGCUCCCUGCAGAAGCAGGUAUAUCCUACUAGUGUAAGCGCAAAGCACAAGGAUGUUUCGGUCGUGUUAGGACGAUUAGUUGCCUCACUUCUUGAGUGACAGUAACACGGCACGCACAGUGCUACAGCUAACGGAUUAUUUUUCCGAAUAUUGUUUGGAUACCGCAACUCCUAUAUACAUACAUACCAUAGGUUUCCCCUUCCUCUUCUCUCUGAUCCCCCCCUAGCACCUACACUUUGCACUUGGGACUGAGCAGCAGCAGCAAUUCUCCAAAAGUUACAAUGCGAUUCUGGAGUGCCUUCGUCCCACUUAUUGCCCUACUUCCCAUUGUCACGGCUGAUAUCCACUAUGGCAUAAUCAUCAAAGGAGGAAAGCAACAGGGAGGGGCUAUUGUCCCUUCGCUCAACGACACCUGCGAGGCUGCAGUGCGCAUUGGUUCGCUGCAGAAUAUUCCGCUCUUCGAACCAGGACUUAAUACUUUCACUGCCACCAUCUGCGGCAAGACGGUUACCGUUAAUGAUUCUUGGCUCAGCUGGACGGACACGGAUGGAGGUGGCGGACCAUGCUGGCGGACACUUCGAAACGACUCUACGGACCCACCGCUCCCGCCCUGCAACCCCUACGGCGACGGUGCGACGUACCAAUGGGACGAUGGCGGCUUCUGCGAGACUAAUUUCAACUGCUACAUAUAUGUAUAACUCCAUGACAAAGAAUUUCUUGAAAAAAAAAAUCCGGCCUUACACCACUACUAGUGUAGGAUCAUUGCAAACAGGAUUUUUUGUCGACUAAGUAUCAUGGCAUUUCACAAACCACCGGUCCAUGAUGGUAUGUAUCAAUCUAGCUAGAGGGCAGGAUUAAUUUUUUGUCAUGUGGAUUGCAGUCCAAGUCACAACAAAUUAUAUUAG